Sungouiella intermedia is the source of this 1215-nucleotide messenger RNA. Lineage: Eukaryota; Fungi; Ascomycota; Pichiomycetes; Serinales; Metschnikowiaceae. The record is from the annotation of a GenBank genome assembly.
AUGUCUGAACCCAUCAGAAAACACGGCGAUAUCUCCAAGGCUCCAACGCCUCAGAACACGCCGUCAUCUGUGGCAAACCUGUACCUCAAGCAACAGCCUCCAUCUGUCUCUACCAUUUCUGAGGAGGAUGAGAACAACUUGACGAAGCAGUUGGCCAACAACCCUGCACUUUUGCUGAUGAUCCAGGGCAAGUUGGGUACUCUCGUGGGUCAGCAGAGUGGAUACAUUGACCAGUUGUCGCGCCACGUUAAGAAGCGUGUUUUGGGAUUGAAGGCAGUCCAGCAGCUGCAGAUGAAGUUGGAGGCGCAAUUCCAGAAGGAGUUGUUGGAGUUGGAGAAGAAGUACUUUAAGAAAUAUGAGCCUUUGUACGAGAGAAGAAAGGCAAUUGUGAAUGGAGAACUGGAGCCAACCACUGAGGAAAUCGAGGUUGGAGAGGAAUUGGAGGAGAAAGAUGAGGAUGAAGAUGAGGAGGAGGAAGAAGAGGAAGAUGAUGCUGAGAAUGCCGCUUCUUCCGUCAAAGGCAUUCCAGGAUUCUGGUUGACUGCUUUAGAGAAUUUGCCUACCGUCAGCGAGACCAUUACUGAGAGAGAUAGUGAGAUCUUGCAGGAGUUGAAGGAUAUCCGUAUGGAAUACUUGGAGACACCAGGAUUCGAGUUGAUCUUCGAGUUCAACCAAAACGAGUUCUUUUCUAACCAGGUUUUGACCAAGACCUACCACUACCAAGCAGAAUUGGGCUACUCCGGAGACUUCGUGUAUGACCAUGCAGAUGGAUGCGAGAUCAACUGGAAGUCCAAGGAGAACAACGUCACCAUCAACAUCGAGAGACGUAAACAGAGAAACAAGAACACCAAGCAAACACGUACUAUCGAGAAGUUGACGCCUACUGAAUCGUUCUUCAACUUCUUCGACCCACCAAAGGCUCCACAGGCUGACGAGGAAGACGAAGAGGAAGAGGAGGAAGAUGAGGACGCAGACUUGGAGGAGAGAUUGGAGUUGGACUACCAGUUGGGAGAGGAGAUCAAAGACCGCUUGAUUCCACGUGCCAUCGACUGGUUCACUGGAGAUGCUGUUGGAUAUGGAUUCCCUGAAGACUUUGCUGACGAGGACGAGGAGGAGUUCGACAGCGAAGAAGGCGAAGACGACGAGCAGGAAGAUGACGACGACAUCAACGAGAAGGGCCCUAAGGAGAACCCUCCGGAGUGCAAGCAGCAAUAA